This is a messenger RNA of Carya illinoinensis, 1320 nucleotides long. Its product is annotated as ervatamin-B-like. NCBI's taxonomy places the organism in Eukaryota, Viridiplantae, Streptophyta, Magnoliopsida, Fagales, Juglandaceae. Gene Ontology annotation, molecular function: cysteine-type endopeptidase activity. The record is from RefSeq and is a predicted model, not a curated record. The transcript is spliced from 2 exons. Gene Ontology annotation, cellular component: lysosome. Bases 70 to 1086 code for a protein of 338 amino acids.
CCUCACAAUUAAUUAGACACUAAAUUUCUUUGCGGGGAAAAAAAGGCUGCUUAACUUGUUUUGGAAACAAUGACUUUUAUCACAGUCUUGUUGGUGAUUUUGGGAACUUUUACAUCUCAAGCGAUGUCCCGAAGAAUCCUUGAAGUUUCCGUUGCUGAUAAACACGAGCAAUGGAUGGCUAAACAUGGACGUACUUAUAAGGACAAUGAGGAGAAGCAAAAGCGUCUCCAAAUAUUCAAGGACAACUUCGAUUUCGUGAACAAAGUUAACAACGAAGGGAAUCGUACUUACAAGUUGAGUGUCAACAAAUUUGCAGACCUAACAAAUGAAGAGUUCCGUGCCACUCGUACUGGAUACAAGCUCUCAACCGAACCGAAGUCAACCACAGCUGAGACAACGUCGUCGUUCAAGUAUGCAUCAGUGACUAAAGUUCCUUCGAGUAUGGACUGGAGAAAGAAAGGAGCCGUCACUUCCGUUAAAGACCAAGGCGAAUGUCAAUGUUGCUGGGCUUUUUCAGCAACGGCAGCGGUAGAGGGGCUCACCAAAAUCAAAACAGGGAAAUUGGCCGACCUAUCUGAGCAACAACUAGUGAACUGUGCCAGGGAUGGAAAUAAUGGUUGCAAUCGUGGUUGGAUGGAUAAUGCUUUUCAAUAUAUAGUAAAAAAUCAAGGACAAACAACUGAAGCAAAUUAUCCAUACGAGGCUGAGGACGGAACUUGUGACACAAAAAAGGCGUCUGCUAAAGCAGCUAAGAUAACUGGCUUUGAAGAUGUACCUGCCAACAAUGAGGCGGCAUUGCUAAAAGCUGCAGCUUACCAACCAAUCUCCGUUGCCGUUGAAGGCGAGGGACGUGAUUUUCAGCUCUAUGCAAGCGGGAUCUUCUCUGGAGGAUGUGGCACCGAUCUAAACCAUGCUGUCACUUUAGUCGGGUAUGGAGUAGCUCAAGACGGUACCAAGUACUGGUUAGUCAAGAAUUCAUGGGGUCAGAACUGGGGUGAGAGUGGCUACAUGAGGAUUAAAAGAGAUCAUUCUGAUCCCGCAGGUCUCUGCGGCAUUGCCAUGCAUGCUUCCUAUCCAGUUGCUUGAUUAAUUAGUUAGUCCGAAGGUUGACAGAUGGAUUAAUCACUUAGAUAAAUAAUUCUCUAUUGACAGAUGGAUUAAUCACUUAGAUAAAUAAUUCUCUAUGUUUCCCAUGUGUGUGGCUAAUCAUAAUGUUAUGGGCUGAGAAAUGCCCGCAUUGCCUUGAAGGCUAACAUUUGUAUUUAUAGUUUCAUCUAGGGUUUAUAUAUGAACGUACGGAGGUACUGUUGCUCCCAACUA